AUGACAUCGACUCCACCCCCUCACAACUGGAGCAGGAGUCAAGAUGAUCCAGUGAAUGGGAUGAUCUCCAGGACAGGCUGUGCUGAGCUGCACCACGCUCUUCAGGAUUGUAUGGCUGAGCACCAGGAAGGGAGGAAGUGUCAGACUGAGGUUCAGAAGUUUAAGGAGUGCAUGACCACCUACCCGAAAACUUGCAAAGAGCAGCUUCUAAAACAAAGGACUUCUGCCACACAAUGUGCCUGA
Molecule: messenger RNA, 243 nt
Organism: Carassius gibelio (silver crucian carp)
Lineage: Eukaryota; Metazoa; Chordata; Actinopteri; Cypriniformes; Cyprinidae
Product: cytochrome c oxidase assembly factor 4 homolog, mitochondrial-like
Exons: 2
Coding region: 1-243 (80 amino acids)
Biological process (GO): mitochondrial respiratory chain complex IV assembly
Cellular component (GO): mitochondrial intermembrane space
Source: RefSeq, a predicted model, not a curated record